AUGUCCACUUCCCUGGUCUAUACCCCCGUCGAUGAGAUCCCCCAAAUCCACCAAAGCUUGAAGCAGGCCUUCGCUUCAGGGAAGUCUAAGGAUGUCCACUGGCGCAAGCAGCAGAUUCUGAAGCUAUGGCACCUUGUCGAGGACAACCUCGACGGCCUGCGCAAGGCUCUCUACGAAGAUCUUGGCCGGGCGCCGGAUGAAUCGGACGGCACCGAGCUGAACUCGAUCCUGCUGGAGAUCAAAAACGCAUAUGACAACGUAGGGAAGUGGACCCAGACCGAAAGGGCAUCGUGGCACUAUAUGUGGUUUGCCAUGUCUCCUGCCACGAGGAUUGAGCCCAAGGGCGUCGUGCUCAUCAUCACGCCCUUCAACUUCCCACUGUACUUGUGCCUUGCCCCACUUGCUGCAGUGAUUGCAGCCGGUGAUGCUUGCUUGUUGAAACCCUCGGAGGGCGCUCCGGCGUGCGCCUCGCUCCUCGCGGACCUAUUCCCAAAAUACAUGGACCAAGACUUCUUCCGCGUAGUCAACGGUGCCAUACCCGAGACCACUAAGCUCCUCGAGCUUCAAUGGGAUCACAGAAACAGCACUGUUGCGAAGGUUGUGUGCACGGCUGCCGCACAGCAUCUGACGCCAGUCACGCUUGAGCUCGGAGGCAAGAACGCCGCGGUCUUCGAUCCGCGAAUCUGCAUGUCGCCGGACUACGCGAUCGUGCCGGAGCACUUCCAGGAGCCGUUCAUUGAGGCAUGCAAGGAGGCGUACUACGAGAUGCACCCGAAGGACCCCAAAGAGACGGGCAACAUGGCACGCAUCGUGAACGAGCGCCAUGCGAAGCGCGUUAAGCGGCUGCUCGACAACACCAAGGGCCAGGUUGUCCUAGGAGGCAACAUCGACAUGGACACGUACUUCUGCGAGGCGACUAUUGUGAAGGACGUCAAGCUCGAUGAUAUCCUUAUGAGCGAGGAGAUUUUUGCACCGAUUCUGCCUGUCAUCCCUGUGAAGGACGUCGAUGAGGCUAUCAAGACCAUUAACAGCCUGGGCCACUCGCUUGUCCUUCAUGUCUUCUCGAGCGACUCGGCAUUCAAGAAGAAAGUCUUCGACAACACCCAGAGCGGCCUGGCGGUCGCAAACGAGACCCUUCUUCACAUUCAGACCGUGGGUAUUCCAUUUGGCGGUGUCGGCGCAUCCGGAUAUGGCGCGACGACUGGGAAAGCGGCGUUUGACCAAUUCGUUCACCGGCGCGGCUCGAUCGACAGUCCGUUCUGGCUGGACCCUAUGAUGCUCUUCACGCGCUACCCGCCGUACACACAACGGAACAAGACGAUGUCCAACAUGUUCAUGCACCCCAAGCCGCCAGCAUAA
Rhodofomes roseus is the source of this 1359-nucleotide messenger RNA. RefSeq names its product NAD-aldehyde dehydrogenase. Gene Ontology annotation, biological process: aldehyde metabolic process. The record is from RefSeq and is a predicted model, not a curated record. Gene Ontology annotation, cellular component: cytoplasm. The transcript is spliced from 14 exons. Bases 1 to 1359 code for a protein of 452 amino acids. NCBI's taxonomy places the organism in Eukaryota, Fungi, Basidiomycota, Agaricomycetes, Polyporales, Fomitopsidaceae. Gene Ontology annotation, molecular function: aldehyde dehydrogenase (NAD+) activity.